Drosophila serrata is the source of this 1853-nucleotide messenger RNA. It is a transcript of the gene ppk, whose product is annotated as pickpocket. NCBI's taxonomy places the organism in Eukaryota, Metazoa, Arthropoda, Insecta, Diptera, Drosophilidae. Gene Ontology annotation, molecular function: ligand-gated sodium channel activity. Gene Ontology annotation, cellular component: plasma membrane. Gene Ontology annotation, biological process: sodium ion transmembrane transport. The record is from RefSeq and is a predicted model, not a curated record.
AUGGCAGAGAUUAGGGAGGACGAGGACCAGAAGCCGGGAAUUAGCAUUCUCCCAGGCCCGGAGCUCCUGGCACUGCCAAGUUUCGAUACGCGAGCGAGCAUAGCCUCGGCUGCUCUAAGUGAUGUGCCCAGUGACGUGAUCAUCAAGUCACGGAUUCGAUAUGGAAGUACUCUAUCCGCCUGCAAGGGCUUACUCUUGGAGUACUCCAAAAGCACCACCAUUCACGGCAUUCGCUACAUAUUCGAAGUCCACAGACCCAUCUACGAGAAACUAUAUUGGCUUUUCUUCACUUGCAUUUCUGUUUACUUUGCCGUCUCCCUCAUUUGGGAUACCUAUCUGAAGUGGCAGGACUCUCCGGUUAUCCUGGGCUUUGAUGAGACCCUGGUUCCAGUGCAUAAGAUACCAUUUCCCACCAUCACCAUUUGUCCGGAAAUAAAAAUGGAAAGGAAUCUUUUUGACUACACAAAUGUUUCGCGUCUGCUUUGGGAAGAGUACAAGGAAAAUGGAACCGUCAGCGAUUUGGAUGAAGAAGAAUUGGCCCGCAUGGCAGCCGCCAUGCACAUCUGCGAUCCGGAUGUAGUACAAAGAUUCACUCCUUUGCUGUCGCAAAUGCAUCCUCCUUAUGUGGAUGUAACCCAAACCCUGAUUGACUUGAGCAUAUCGAAGAAUGAGACGGGACCGUUCUGCAAAUGGAAUGGAAGAUUCUACUUCUGCGACAAGAUAUUUGACUUUGUGGCCACCGAUGAGGGUAUCUGCUAUCAGUUCAACGGCCUUCGACCCAAGGACAUUUAUCGCGAUGAGAAAUUCAUUAGCUACGUUGACCCGGAUGUGGUGAACUUUAACAACUACUUCGAUGUGGAUCUGCCGCGAUGGAAUAACAUAACUGGCAAUUGGUCACUGGACACCGGUUUCGUGGAUCAGGGUCAGAAUGCGUAUCCCCAGAGGACAGUAUUCUCGUCGGCAAAGAAUGGGUUCUUUGCCUUUUUGCAGGGCUUGCAGCACAACUUUGACUACGACUGUCGCAGUUUCAAGCAGGGCUAUAAGGUCUUUCUCAACUCCCCGGAGAGUGUGCCGCUCACCUCUGGCAAUUACAUCCUUGUACCCCACGGCGAUGAGGUCCUCGUCAGCGUCCUGCCAGCUUAUGUCGUGUCAACCGACAAUUUGCACGAAAUUACCCCUGAGAAGCGCCAGUGUCUCUUCGACGAUGAGCGAUCGCUGCGCUUCUUCAAGUCCUAUUCGCAGAGCAAUUGCCAAACGGAAUGCCUGGCUAACUUUACGGUUGCCAAAUGCGGUUGUGCCAAGUUCUGGAUGCCAAAACCUGUGGGCACUCCCGUCUGUGGACUAAAUGAUAUCAGUUGUUACACAGCUGCCCAGGACGAGCUGUAUGCCUUGCUUCAAAAUGAAACAAUGGCUAAGAGCAUCGAUAACAAUGUGGAAAUCACUUGCAAUUGCAUGCCGGCCUGUACAUCACUCGAGUACAACUUUGAGAUAUCAAGAGCCAAAUACGAAAUUGCAAAAACCAUUCGAGCCUUCCGCGAGGAAUAUGAACACACAGAUGCCAUCGGAUCUCGGCUCUCCGUAUACUUCAAGGAGCAUCAAUUUACGGCCAUCAAGCGUACAAUUCUAUUUGGAGUGUCCACCUUGAUUUCCAACUGUGGUGGCAUCUGUGGCUUGUUCAUGGGAAUAUCCUGUCUCAGCUUCCUGGAGCUACUUUACUUCUUUUGCAUGAGAAUCUGUGGAAGUUGCCGCGAUCGUCGUAAGCACAAAGUACAGCAAAUGUGCUCCGAUGAACAGCUGGAUAAGAAUUCAGAGGAUAAUAAGUCAAUAAAAUAGAUAUUGAUCUCAAAAAUGUU